Molecule: messenger RNA, 2334 nt
Organism: Culicoides brevitarsis
Lineage: Eukaryota; Metazoa; Arthropoda; Insecta; Diptera; Ceratopogonidae
Gene: Cdk9
Product: cyclin-dependent kinase 9
Exons: 5
Coding region: 52-1224 (390 amino acids)
Biological process (GO): positive regulation of transcription elongation by RNA polymerase II; protein phosphorylation
Cellular component (GO): nucleus; cyclin/CDK positive transcription elongation factor complex
Molecular function (GO): RNA polymerase II CTD heptapeptide repeat kinase activity; ATP binding; cyclin binding
Source: RefSeq, a predicted model, not a curated record
UUCGAGAAUUGAGGAGUCACAAGUGCAAAACAUCUUCAAAAAUCCCCAAAAAUGACGACUUCAACCUCAAGUUCUGCCCUUUCUCUGUCUGCCAAACAAAAGUACAUCGAAGACUUUGACUUUCCGUUCUGCAAUGAGUCCAGCAAGUACGAGAAAGUGGCGAAAAUCGGUCAAGGAACUUUUGGUGAGGUUUUCAAGGCACGCGAGAAGAAUCACAACAAGAAAUUCGUCGCCAUGAAGAAAGUUUUGAUGGACAAUGAGAAGGAAGGCUUUCCCAUCACGGCAUUGCGUGAAAUCCGGAUCUUGCAGUUGUUGAAGCACGAAAAUGUCGUAAAUCUCAUCGAAAUUUGCCGCACAAAGGCAACGCAAAACAAUCGAUACCGUUCGACAUUCUAUCUGGUGUUUGAUUUUUGCGAGCACGACUUGGCUGGUUUGCUCUCGAACAUCAACGUUAAAUUUAGUUUAGGCGAAAUUAAGAAAGUAAUGCAACAACUACUCAACGGCUUGUAUUACAUCCACAGCAACAAGAUUCUGCAUCGUGAUAUGAAGGCAGCAAAUGUGCUGAUUACGAAGAAUGGCGUCUUGAAAUUGGCAGAUUUUGGUUUGGCACGAGCUUUUAGCGUCAGCAAGAACGGACAACCGAACAAAUAUACGAAUCGUGUCGUCACACUGUGGUAUCGCCCGCCCGAAUUGCUGCUGGGCGAUCGAAAUUACGGACCUCCCGUCGAUAUGUGGGGCGGCGGAUGCAUCAUGGCGGAAAUGUGGACUCGUUCGCCCAUCAUGCAAGGCAAUACGGAGCAACAGCAACUCGUUUUCAUCUCGCAAUUGUGCGGAUCGCUGACACCCGAUGUCUGGCCCGGCGUCGAAAAUCUCGAGUUGUAUCAGAAAAUGGAACUGCCAAUGGGACACAAGCGAAAAGUCAAGGAACGCUUAAGACCGUACGUAAAAGACCAAUAUGGCGUGGAUUUGUUAGAUAAAUUACUUCAAUUAGACCCGAAUGAAAGAAUCGAUGCCGACACAGCUCUCAACCACGACUUUUUCUGGACGGAUCCCAUGCCCUGCGACUUGAGCAAAAUGUUGUCGCAACACACACAGAGCAUGUUUGAGUUCUUGGCGCCGCCCCGACGAACGAAUCACAUGAUGCGACACUACCAACAACAAGCAGGAGUGAAUCCCAUGCAACAAAGACCCCAAGAUAACACCUACCAAGAUCGCGUUUAUUAGACAAAGCCUUAGAUUUAUACAAAAACCCCUAAUUUUAAGCUUUUUUAUGUUCUAAUUCUUAUUCUUAGCCGGAUAGAAGCAUGUUAAUCAUCAAAAAAUCACUUUAGACGUUGAUAAACUGCUUUGAUUCGAAAUAAACGGAGAGUUGAGAGACACGUAUUUUCUCUCAACGUCAAUGUUUAAAUUGUAAACAAAUAUUUUAUUUGGUAUUGGUGCCAAAUUUCUCCACUCGAUUGACUCCCGAGUCAUUAGAACGUGAAAAAUUUAACUUCUAACCUUCAAUUUUAACAAAAUUUUUCAUUUUACGGAAAUUCCAAAGGCAUUCAGCCAAAGUUAUAAUUAGGUAGACUCGAAUUUCGUCAUGAAAUUUGGAUUUUAGAAGGGGAUGCGAACACGUCAGUAACGAGUUUGCAUGAAAAAGUCGUAAAAAAACUAAUCUCUUCGAUUGUUUGGUUCUCUAUAUACGAUCAUUAGGUCAUUUUCUUGCCGCAUUGAUUAAAUUUGCCACACUAUAGCUGUGUAUACUAACGAACGGUGACUCAAACACUCUCCUCUCACUGCAUUCAGUGUCGAUUGUUCCUGCAAUCACGAAGCAAUUUUCAAAAUGCGUGGAUUUUGUGUGUGGAUUUUUGUUUUAAUCGCAAGUUGCGCCUUUUGCAAAGCCUCUUUUCGGUCUCAAACUGAAGCUGGUUCAGUUUAUAUCAAUGAUUACGGUGAAAUAAGUUGCGACGACAUAAUAUGUCCUCAGAACACCUUCAAAUGUCGCGUUGUACGUGCCUCGAUCAAAGGAACGCGAAAUAUGUCGAUCACAAGGACAUGUCUCGAUACCGAAAACAAAAUUUUGGCUGAAGAAAAGAAAGAUACCUUGGCUCCCUAUGAGGGUUUCAAUGCCUACGUCGAAGCAGAUCGCAAUGGAAACAUCAUUUCCGAUGGACAAGUUUGGUCUCCGGAGGCAGCAGCGAAAUUAAAUGAGAGAAUUCAAAAACAAACGCAACAAAUCCAGAAACAAGUGAAUGAUCAAUUAAGUCAAGUUUUGUAUAAUUUGAACAAUAACUUGCAAAAUACGUUCGCGAACAUUUUUGGACGUUAAUAAAUUUUAUUUUCAAAAUA